Molecule: messenger RNA, 2815 nt
Organism: Anolis carolinensis (green anole)
Lineage: Eukaryota; Metazoa; Chordata; Lepidosauria; Squamata; Anolidae
Product: histone-arginine methyltransferase CARM1
Exons: 13
Coding region: 222-1583 (453 amino acids)
Biological process (GO): peptidyl-arginine methylation
Molecular function (GO): protein-arginine N-methyltransferase activity
Source: RefSeq, a predicted model, not a curated record
GUGCGCUCGUCCGCCAGUCCCUCGAGCUUGAAAAUAUUUUCACAGGGAAGGCCCAAGUAGAGAGGAAGGGGGGGGGCGGUGGGGAAGAGAGGAGGAGAAAGGAAGCGGGAAAGAGGAAGCCAAUGCCAGCGCGCCUCAGAUGGAGAGCGGGCUCUUCGGGGAAGCCCAGCCAGUGCUCGGGGGCGCCUUAGCGGCGAGGGCUGCCUUCGUCCUGCGGGCCCAUGGCGCCGCCUCAGUACAGCGUGAAGCUGGCCCUGCUCAGCGAAGAGCAGCUCCUGUGCGGGCCGCCCCGCUCCGACCAGAAGGCGCCGCUCCGCCUGCAGCUCCAGCCCCGCGAGGAGGGCAGCGCCGAGGUCGCCGCCACCGACGCUGAGGGAGUUUGUGUAUUCAAAUGCUUCGUUAACAAAGAUACGGAAUACUGCAGAGUGGGAAAAGAUUCUGUUUUGAUAUCACUGGGUUACAACAGUGCUUUGCUCCAGUUCAGGUCACUUUCUGAAUAUAGCAUGUUUUCAAAUGCACUGAAGAACUGCAGGAAUCAGACAAAUGAUUGUUCCUCUUUCAAUCAGAGAACAGAAGAAUCCUCUGCAGCUCAAUAUUUUCAGUUUUACGGUUGCUUAUCUCAACAACAGAAUAUGAUGCAGGAUUUUGUGAGGACAGCAACUUAUCACAGAGCAAUACUCCAGAACCAUAUCGAUUUUAAAGAUAAGGUGGUCCUAGAUGUUGGCUGUGGAUCAGGAAUCCUUUCGUUUUUUGCUGUUCAAGCUGGAGCUAGAAGAGUGUAUGCUGUUGAAGCCAGCUCAGUAGCAAAAUAUGCUGAGAUUCUAGUACAAAGUAACAAUCUUUCUGAUAAGAUCAAAGUUAUGUCAGGAAAAAUUGAAGAAAUCUCGCUGCCUGAGGCAGUAGAUGUUAUUGUUUCUGAACCAAUGGGUUACAUGCUGUUCAAUGAAAGGAUGCUGGAAAGUUAUCUCCACUCCAAGAAAUGGCUGAAGUCGAAUGGAAUGAUGUUUCCAACAUUUAGUGACAUUCAUUUGGCUCCUUUUUCCGAUGAACAGCUCUACAUGGAACACUACUCCAGAGCCAAUUUUUGGUAUCAGCAGUGUUUUUAUGGAGUCAAUCUGUCCAGUCUCCGCAAUGCAGCUGUAGAUGAAUACUUCAGGCAACCUAUUGUAGACACAUUUGACAUUAGAAUUUUAAUGGCUCGCACAGUGAAAUAUACUGUCAACUUUACGGAAGCAGCAGAAGAAGAUUUGCACAGAGUGGAAAUCCCCUUUGUUUUCCAGAUGAUGCAGUCUGGUCUAAUCCAUGGCUUAGCAUUUUGGUUUGAUGUGGCGUUUGUUGGUUCGUUGGUAACAGUUUGGCUAUCAACUGCUCCAACCGAACCGCUGACUCACUGGUAUCAAGUCCGCUGCCUUCUUCAGACUCCUCUCUUUGCCAAAGAAGGGGAAACACUGUCAGGGAAAGUCUUAUUUGUAGCAAAUAAACGACAGAGUUAUGACAUCCAGAUUGUGGCUGUAGUAGAUGAAACUGGUUUUAAGUCCGGGAAUAUCCUCGAUUUAAAGAAUCCGUUUUUUAGGUAUGCUUAACUGAUAUGGUAUACAACUUCGGGAAGAACAACCAGGAUUACAAUUCAACCAAGUGUAUGAGAAGCUGAAAAUGAAAACGUCAAACAAGUCGCUGCUUCUGUGAAAUCCGUCUGUAUGUACCAAAAGGAAAUAUUUUAUGCAAAUCGUAUAAGAAGAUGUUUGUGCAGUUUCCUCUUCCUUUUUUGAAUGGACAUGCCAACCUUAAAACAUGUCUGUCUGGAAAGCAUUUCCCACUGUGCUGAAUGAUGCUUGGCUGAUGCAUUUGCUUGGAAAUGUAUUCCACUGAAAUUAGUGGGGAUGAGGUAUAAGGAGGGAAAAGUUAUUUCCACAUUUGAAUUAUUGUAUUCUGUGUUCUGGUGGAUCAAAAUAGUAUCGUUAUCUGAUGAGCUAAGCAUUGCUUUUGGUUUGUUGAAUGCCAACACUCCUUGUUUUGUUUUCUUUUCCCUUUGAGGGAUUUCCUUAACAAAACCUACCUCAUGGUUCCAUACGUAUAUAGAAUGUACGGGAGUAAUGUGAAUAAAACACCAAGCUCAUCUGUAACUCUGUUUCAGUAUUUGCAAGAUGUGUUGAAAUCUCUAGAGCAGAAAUGGGCCUAUCUCAGGCUAUUUCUGUAGCCCACCGCCCUUACAGAUUCCCUAAACUAUCUUUUUCUGCUCUGUCCACCCCAAAAUAAGUUAAAAUGGUGUAUUGGUUUUCCUGUAAAACUUCAGGAGCAACUUCCCUUUUAGAUAGUUACCAGGUUGCCACUGAACACUGGAAAUACCUGUUUCUGGCUACUUCCAGUUCUGUAUAGGGUUUUAUUUUUAUAUUUUUUUAGCUGUCUAUACAGUCCUUCAAUGGAGAAAGUACACUGACCCCUAGCCCCACUGAAAUUGCCCGGCCCCAAACUGAAGCUUAUUCUCAGCUGGCCAAAAAUGAACUGUUAUUGUUUCAUAGCAAUAUGUGAAACUAAGCACAUUAUCUGACAGAUAUUUCUGAUUGAUAUUACUUAAAGAAAAAAAAACCCCAAUCCUGGACUGCAGAGGGUUGGACUGGAUGGCCCAUGAGGUCUCUUCCAACUGUAUGAUUCUGUGACUGUCCUGAAUCAGCCUUCACAAAUUCUUAAAAUAAGCUUUAUGAAAAGAAAACAGCAGCAGAAUAACUUGCGCUGCAUAUGUAUAUUUCAUACAUUAUGUACAUAACAAUUGCAAUAUUUAAUAUUUCCAAUAAUAAAAUUUAAAUAUAAAAUAUAA